AUGUGCCCGACCGACCGCCCGCUGGACCUCGCGUCACUUAGCUCGAUACGCACUUUCUGCCAGAGCAUAAACAAGGAAGAGCCUCGGUUAGAUGUGCUGAUAAAUAACGCAGGGCUCUACCAGUGUCCGUACAGCAAAACCGAGGACGGCUUUGAGACGCAAUUUGGGGUCAAGCAUCUGGGCCAUUUCCUGCUCACCCGCCUGUUGCUGGACCUCAUGAAACGAUCCGCUCCCAGCCGUAUGGUGGUGGUCUCCUCCAAACUCUACAAACACGGUGACAUCAACUUUGACGACUUGAAGAGCAAACAGAAAUAUGACAAGGCUUUUGCCUACAGUCGCAGCAAACUAGCCAACUUGCUAUUCACCUGUGAGCUGGCCCGCCGACCGGAAGGGAGCGGGGUGACCGUCAAUGCUCUGUCUCCCGGUAUGGUGAGGACUAAUCUCGGGCGGCAUGUCCGUGUCCCGGUGAUAGCCAAGCCUGUUUUCAACCUGCUCUCCUGGGGCUUGUUCAAGAGUCCUGAACAAGGAGCUCAAACCUCACUAUAUUUAGCCUGCCGCCCUGAUGUAGAGGAAGUCCAGGGACAGUUCUUUUCACACUGUCAGCCUCAGGUUCUUCUUGACAAGGCCACCGACUGUCAAGUUGCCAGUAAAUUGUGGGACAUUAGUGAAGUCCUGGUUUGAAUUGUUCAAUGAUUACUUGUGCACUUUACACAAUUGUUACAGAUUCUUUCAACACAAAUGUUCUGAUUAUAACUCUUAUAAUAGGCAGUUCUUGUUAGGCUACCUGAAGUAAUGACACACUUUGUUUUACAAAUAUGAAGUGUAUUGUUUGGUUAAAUUCCCCCUAGUAUUAUUGCUCGUAUGUAAUCGCAUUUGUGUCUGUUCUGAAUUUGCACAAUCGUGAUAUCUACCGCUGUACUUGUGCAAUU
Syngnathus typhle (broad-nosed pipefish) is the source of this 929-nucleotide messenger RNA. Its product is annotated as retinol dehydrogenase 14-like. Lineage: Eukaryota; Metazoa; Chordata; Actinopteri; Syngnathiformes; Syngnathidae. The record is from RefSeq and is a predicted model, not a curated record. The transcript is spliced from 2 exons. Bases 1 to 681 code for a protein of 226 amino acids.